AUGGAUAAAAGUAUUAUCAAGAAAAGAGGCCGGCCUCCCAUCACGAAAGAUUAUCCUAAUCCCCUACAAAGUCCUAUGGCACAUUCAUCAAUGCAGGUCCAGAAGCAGGGACCUCACAGUUUUGCCAAACCUUUGAUGAAAGUAGGGCAAUCUAGUCCGUCCCCAAAUAAAAGAAGGCUCAGCAUUGAUCAUCAUCAUAAUUUGGUGGCCACUACAAGAAAAGGCAGAUAUAGAGGCGUUCUUCUCUCUACUCCCACAAAAAAAUCGGGAAAUGGCGAAUCUACACCAGUCUCUACACCAUCUUCGAACGACAGUUGUAAUAAUACAGUGUUUUCUGAAACAAGGAAAACUUUUCUACAAAGUUCUCCGCCCAUUAUGACAUCCUCUCCAACUUUCCAAAAGAGGAAUGAUUACAUGUUCCCUUCACCAGAUCAGUUCAAACUUUCUUUGACUAUUACUGAAAGUGGGAAAGCUAUAAUUGCGGGAUCUUCACCCUUUUCUCCAUCGUCGCAAUCAUCUCAUUCUUUAAUGAGCAAUAACAAUAGGGGGAAAUUCCUACAUAAUGGAAAAAUUCAUAAAAACAGUGAGAAGAAUGCACCUAAGUUUGAGAAAAAACGUAUUUUAUCUCUUUUGAAACAAAUGAAAAGUGACAAGGAUUAUGACACGAUUUCCGAAAUACGUCCGGUGAAAUCAUGCAGAUCUGAUAUCGUUGACGCAGAAUUACCAACCAUCGUGGAGACUUCGGCCUCUCCAAUAAGCAGCAUCAGAAACAACAACACAUUAUUUACACAUUCUCCACAAUCACCUCCGCCAAGCGCGCAACUUAAACCUCCAUCCACUCCAAAGAGUUCUUUACAAUUUAGGACUGGAUUCACUCCGAACGUUGCUCUAAAUCCUGUAUCUCUGAACGAUACUCUACCUAAAGCUACAACAAAUGCUGGGAUUUCCAACAGUAAUAAUAAUCACAACAACAAUUCAUCUGCUAAUAAUAACAUCGCGGAUGCUAAUAACUUGCUUACCUUGACUAAUAGCCCUGGAAUUUUUUUAUCACCUAGAAACAAAAUGUUGCCCAAACCAGCAACUACAUCGAACGAACAACAGCAAGAAUUUGUGUUUAAAUUUUCGAGUGGUGACCCGUUAUUGCUUACUGAUGAUGCAGACGGGAACUGGCCAGAAAUGAUAUUCAAUAUAUCAAACACUCCAAGACGUCAAAAAUGUUUCAAUACACCUCCUUCAUGGAUAAAUUUUGGCUCGCCCGGAUUGUUCAGCCCACCAAGAAGUAGCAACGUUAUGGUAAAUAGUUCCAACGCAGUAGCCGCAUCAGAUAACGGUAACGUUCAUAGACAAUUACAAGCUCAAUUGGAAGCGCAAGUACAAGUGCAGUCUCAAACCAACUCUCCUACUCAACGACAACAACAGCGUCAAUUUCAAAUGCCUCCACCGCAUAUAAACAUUAGUUCUUCUCCUCCGCAAAUCAACAUCGCUUCCCCACCGCAACAACCUAUGUCUCGUAGGUCAUCUACCUACUUCGUAAAAGAAAAAAUUACAAUGGGAACAACAAGUACACUAGGUAACACCAAAAGUGAAAACUUGCAACCUGCAGCAAAUUUGUUUAAUGCUACUCAUGGUCCCUCAACUCCUAGAAAUCAAGAAUUUCAAUUACCCACUUUAAUUGAAUGUACCCCAUUAAUCCAGCAGACUAUGAAUGGCUCACUGGGAACCAAAUAUAUACCGGAGACUUCCAUCUCAAACAAUGUCCCUCCCAAUUUGCAUGGGUUCACUACUGGGAAUGUUAAAACUUCCUCAAACUUUGAUGAUUCAUUGAAACAAAAUUCUUACAGCAACAAACAGGAUGAUGCUAGGACUGCCUUAAAAAGAUUGAUCGACGAUCAAUAA
Saccharomyces mikatae IFO 1815 is the source of this 1896-nucleotide messenger RNA. RefSeq names its product Msa1p (gene MSA1). Bases 1 to 1896 code for a protein of 631 amino acids. The transcript has a single exon. The record is from RefSeq and is a predicted model, not a curated record. Lineage: Eukaryota; Fungi; Ascomycota; Saccharomycetes; Saccharomycetales; Saccharomycetaceae.